Messenger RNA from Ceutorhynchus assimilis (cabbage seed weevil), 1080 nucleotides. The record is from the annotation of a GenBank genome assembly. NCBI's taxonomy places the organism in Eukaryota, Metazoa, Arthropoda, Insecta, Coleoptera, Curculionidae.
AUGAAUGUUGUUUUCAGAAAUUUUUGUCGAAAAAUGUCACCUCAAAACAUCCAAAGCAAGUUUAGGGGCUGUCUUGUAGGUUCGUUAAUGGGCGAUUGUUUGGGAGGCCCCUACGAAGGUGACGAAAUCUCGAGCGGCGACAGGAUCAUUAUUCAAAGGUAUUUCGAUAAAAUGGAAGAUGCCUCGUUCAAGGGUCCCUUUAAAAAAUACACAGACGAUACAGCAAUGAUGAAAUCCGUAGCGAAGUUUCUCAUCGAUAAGCCGGAACCUGAUUUUAAGUACCUCGCUAAGCUUUUUGUUACUGAAUUUUUUAAGGAGCCUCGUCGAGGCUACGGUAGCAACGUCAUGGAUGUAUUCGAAAAACUAAGGAACACAAAAUACGAAGACAUUUAUCGUCCUUCCAAUGAACAAUUUAACGGCCUAGGCUCUUACGGAAAUGGUGGAGCAAUGCGCAUUGCUCCUAUUCCAUUAUACUUUUAUGAUAAAUAUGAAAAUAUGUUAAAUGUUGCCAGAGAAUCUACUAAAAUAACACACAGCAAUUUGCUUGGGAUAAAUGGGGCCCUAUUGCAAUGCAUAGCAAUUCAUCAAGCAUUUUUAAUUGAAUCGGAUAAGCCUGUUGAUGUAGAUGGGUUUUGUAAAGGUUUAGUGGAGAAAAUAAGGCCCAUUGAACUUGCUUGUUAUGAAGAUCUUAACGACAAAAGUGAAACUCCUUAUUGUGAAAAAAUUUUCACACUUCAAGACAUGCUAAGAAAAAAAUAUACAGAUGAUUCAGACGAAGAAGUCAUUUGUAAUAUAGGAAAUGGAAUAAGUGCUUACGAAUCGGUACCGACAGCUAUUUAUUGUUUUCUUAGAGCUCAAAAUCCUAUACCCGGAAUAGAGACAAAUAAUAUAUUCAGAAGGACCAUACAGUACGCUAUAACUUUGGGAGGUGACACUGAUACAAUAGCUUGUAUGGCAGGAGCUAUUGCUGGGGCUCAUCUUGGCUAUGAGGCUAUUGAUAAAACUACCCUUCAGCAUUGUGAAAAAUAUGAAGAUAUUGUUGGUUUGAGUGAUAGUUUAUUUAAAGCUCGACCAAAUUGA